Molecule: messenger RNA, 890 nt
Organism: Rhipicephalus sanguineus (brown dog tick)
Lineage: Eukaryota; Metazoa; Arthropoda; Arachnida; Ixodida; Ixodidae
Exons: 2
Coding region: 1-600 (199 amino acids)
Source: RefSeq, a predicted model, not a curated record
AUGCUGACGACGUGCGGUGUUGCGUUCCUCUUGCUUCUGCUGCUGCUCACGGAGUGCUCGUCUACGGCUUACGACUUCAGCAGCUCGGAUCAGCCGCUGGCAAGGGAAAAGCUGCAGUUAGUUCAGCAGCAGCGACAGCAGCCUCCGUUCAAGUCCGGCCGCAGGACCAACUACGGCCUGCUCAAGUCCGAGCCGUGCAGCUCCGACCAGACGUGCAGCAUGCGGGACCCGGCUUCCCGCUGUCUCGAGCAGUUCUGCGUGUGCCAGCACGGUUUCACGGACCAGUUCGGCGAUCGCUGCAAGAAGCUCGUGCAGCUGGGCGAGGCCUGUUCCGAGAACCUGGUCUGCUCUGGCGACGCAGUCCAGUGCUCAGACGAGCGAUGCGUCUGCGAGCGAGGAUUCGCCGAGGACGAGGGCGCAUGCGUUAAGGUGGACCCAUCGCGGGCCUCCAGCCGCAUACUUCUGUACGUGGUGUGCGCCGCGACCGUCCUGUUCGUGGUGGGCGGCAUGUCAUCAAUGCUGUACACGCAGGUCAGGCAGCGACACUUCAAGGACCAGGCGUGCGACAACUGCUUCCUCGCCCAGUGCACCAUCCUCUGAGCAGUUUCUGACGUCUCAAGAGGACCCACUUUCACAGCCAAGAGCUCGCACCGCGUGAUUGUCGUCGCCACCGGACAGACGUCGACGAAUUUCACAUCAGAGACCUGGACAGCUGAUGGUCAAGACGACUGCCGUACGCUGCACUUGACGCUGGCUAACAGCAGAACGUAGCAAAGUGUUAACGGAGAGAAAGUUAGCCCUUUUUCAUUUGAAGCCAGGUAAGAAGGACUUACUGGCGCCAUGCUUCAGUUUUUGUGGACCGAGAACAUUGGGUGUAUGAACUGCACUGC